Messenger RNA from Plasmodium gonderi, 2421 nucleotides. RefSeq names its product leucine-rich repeat protein. NCBI's taxonomy places the organism in Eukaryota, Apicomplexa, Aconoidasida, Haemosporida, Plasmodiidae. The record is from RefSeq and is a predicted model, not a curated record. Bases 1 to 2421 code for a protein of 806 amino acids. The transcript has 4 exons. Gene Ontology annotation, biological process: SCF-dependent proteasomal ubiquitin-dependent protein catabolic process. Gene Ontology annotation, cellular component: SCF ubiquitin ligase complex.
AUGAACGAUAAGAAACAGUUGAAUAUAGCUAAUUUGUUCAGAGCGAAAAAGGAAAAUGAUGAGAGGAGAAAAGAGAACAGCAGGAGCACUUUUGGAAAUAAUGAAAAAAUAAUCAUAGAUAAGGAAAAAAAAAAGUCCAUUUGGUCAUUAUUCACGGAGGUGGAUGCGACAAUAGGUGAAGAAAGGGGUGGAAAGAAAAAGGAUGACGAUGGAAAUCCAAGCGUAGACAUAUUCUUCACCCCGCGAAGUGUACCCCAAAAAAAGGAAGAGAUGGAAGAGAAGGUGAAAAAUGCAAGCGUCAAUGCAAGUGCCAAUACAAUCCCCAACACAAUUCCCAACACGAUCCCCAACACAAUCGCGAAUACAUUCCCCAAUACAAUCCCCAACACAAUUCCCAACACGAUCCCCAACACAAUCGCGAAUACAUUCCCCAACACAAUUCCCCACACAAACGCCAAUGUAAACCUAAUUCCAAGGUUGUUUAAAAACGCACAUGAAAACUAUGACAUUAAGAAAGAAAUAAAAGAUAUUGCUAAUAGCUUUAAACGAAAGAAUAAUAUUUUAUUGGGCGAAAAAGAAGAAGACAAUAUGAUAAACAAUAUUCUUCUGUCGACAAAAAGAAUAAAAAGGAAUGGUGAAAAGAGGCAGUUAGCGUCUUGUGCCACUCCCACCCACCCCCCUGCGUUCAAUUCCUCCAUGUCAUAUAAUGCAUAUAAGGAAUUUUUUGCAAAACCUGGCAAGAACGAAAAAUGGAAAGAGAGCAGAACAGAGCUUGAUAAUAAAUCGUACUUGGAAUUUUUAGGAAAUAAUAAAAUAAGUCACAAAAUAGAAAACGAUAAUAUUAUGAGUAGAAUGAAAGAAUCCAAUAAGUUAAGUACGUCUUGUUUGCACUCAUCGAAUGAAACAACUGUGGGGGAGGACAAGGAGAAGGAUGGAAGCAAAAAUGUGAAAAACAGAAAAGAUGGUUCAACCAUCAUCCCUACCAAAGAUAGUGCUAUAGGAAUGAAGAAAAUAAUAAUGAGCGAAGAGGAUAAGAAGAAAAACAUGUACAAUACAUGCAUAGUAAAAAAGAAAAAUGUGUGCAUCCCUGUAAAUGUAGUAAACGAAAAUAAUAAAAGGAAUGCAAUGAAAAUGAAAAAGGCACAUGAAAAUAUUUUUAAAAAAUGUAAAUUCGAUAUUUUUCAUCAUCUGGGAGAUGAUAUAUUUAGACAUAUCAUAUCAAAUGUGAAAAAUAAAAAUAUGAUUUUACUAAAUAAAAGAUUUCGAGAUAUAGUACGAUUUCUGCGUUUAAAAUUAAUAUAUGAUGAAUCAUUAAAAAAUUCCAUUCCUCCAGAAAGCAUUAUAAAAACCAUGUAUGCUUCUGAAAAUAUUGAAGUUUUAGAUCUAUCAGGAUGUUCACACUUAACUUCGCAUCAUUUUAAUCUAUUUUGUAACUCUAAUAAUAUCAAAUUUAAUAAAACCUUAAAAGUUUUGUGCUUAAGGAAUUGUACCAAAAUAACAGAUUCCAGCUUAAAGGUUCUUUUGCAUCGAUUUAAAUAUUUAUCAAUUGUGGAUAUUCGAAAUUGUUAUAAAAUUAGCCACGAUGGGAUAUACCCCCUACGUUUUAAAAGUACUUUACGAAAAUUGUAUCUAGGCAAUAUAACAUCUGCCAAUGUAUCGAAUUACCAUUCUGAUGACACACUAAGGGUCUUAUUUAGUUUUGCUACUCCCACAAAAGGAGAAGGGUGGUGUGGACAUCAUCCUCAUGUUACUACUUCUGAAGAAUCUGGAGAAAUCGUUCAAUUGGACACUCCUCUGAAUCAUUUAUCUUGUUUCGAAAUAACAAAUGCGAAACAGUUGAGCGAUAUUUCUUAUCUAUACAUUAUUUCAAAAAAUUUAAAAAUACUGAAUUUGAAAGGGUGCAACAUUGAUGACACAUCUUCCAAUUUCUUCAAAUGCCUUACUAACAUGAUUGCCUUAAAUUUAGCAGACACAAAAAUAUCAAAUGAGGUGAUAAAAACUGUGUGUGUUUACUCUCCUCAAAUGAGGGUUCUUGAUAUUUCAAAAACGCUCGAUGUGGACAAUGGCACAAUUUUGCUCGUAGCAAGAAAUAUGACCCGCUUGCGACGGGUUAAAAUUGCCUCCCUACAAAAUGUAGACAAUUUCUGCAUCAGGGAAUUUCUCAAGCACUGUAAGGAUCUAGAAUCAAUUGAUUUUUCAAAUUGCUGGAAAGUCAAUAAUUCCUUCUGUAACAUGAACGGAUUGGACAUACCAUCAGGACCCAAACUGAAGGACUUGGGAGUCUACCAAUGUUCAGUUGACCGACGGAUUUGCGAAGAAGCACUCAUAGGAGUUGGAUGUUCUUCUGUGCGCGUUCACAUUUAUAACGAAAUGAAAAUAUUUGAGACAUCCAUAUACACGGAUGUUGACAAACUAGAGUAA